This is a messenger RNA of Triplophysa dalaica, 3413 nucleotides long. It is a transcript of the gene paxbp1, whose product is annotated as PAX3 and PAX7 binding protein 1. The coding region runs from base 127 to 2805 and encodes 892 amino acids. Gene Ontology annotation, cellular component: nucleus. Gene Ontology annotation, biological process: positive regulation of transcription by RNA polymerase II; mRNA splicing, via spliceosome. The record is from RefSeq and is a predicted model, not a curated record. Lineage: Eukaryota; Metazoa; Chordata; Actinopteri; Cypriniformes; Nemacheilidae. Gene Ontology annotation, molecular function: DNA binding. The transcript is spliced from 18 exons.
AGAAAUAUGUACUUAAACGUUUCCGGCAACGGCAAAAUGGUGGACUUGUCAUUAUAUUUCGCGCCUUGCAAAAAAUCCAAAUUUGCUUGCUAACAUCAUCUUAACUGCGCUUUAUAUUACACCAUUAUGUUUAAGAAAGCUAAAAGGUGCAAUUUCCGUCGGCGGAACGACUCUGAGGAUGAGGAAAAAGAGGAGAAUGCGCAGUCCGGAGGGCCUGUGGCUGAAGACUCGGCGAAACCUGCCGCCUGCGCCGCUCCCGGAGUAAACGUGCUUAACAGUCACGGUAACGGGUUUCAGUCCGGUCUGGUAAAAUCAAACAAAGAGAAGGAGAAGAUCAAAAAGAAGGAGAACCGCGAGGAACCGAAAGCCAGUCUGUUGAGCUUUCAGGAUGACGAAGAUGACUCAGAGGUGUUCCAUGUGAAGAAAUCCUACCACAGCAAGAAGAUCGUCAAGCAACUGAAGAAAGAAUACAAAGAUGAUUUGGAAAAGAACAUUGAUGUUGUGCCGGAGAAAAGCAGACGACUUGAAGGUGGACCGGCUCAGAACCUGGCAUUAAAAGUGGAGUCCUUAGAGGCCAGCAGUGAGCAGGGAGAAGAGGAAAUGGAGGUGGACAGCAAUGAAGAGGACAGUGAACAAAAGGGUGCAGGUGGAGCAUUCAGCCAGACUAUGUCCGCCCUCAGCUCCCUCAAACCAGGUGAGAUCCCAGAUGCCGCGUUCAUCCAUGCCGCUCGUAAGCGUAGGCAGAUGGUUCGAGAGCUCGGGGGGGACACCCCAUUGGUGGAGAACGAGGUGACAAACAAACGUCUCGUUCACGAGGACGAACAAGGCGGCAGCGACGAUGAGGAUGAGAAGAGAAUCGUCUUCAGCGGCGUCAAUCAGAAGAGUCAGAGGCAGAAGAUAGCAGAAGAGAUUGGUGUUGAGUGCAGCGAUGAUGAAGCUUUAGAUGAUGUGCAAGAUGAAGAAGUGAGUCGCUGGGUACAGGAACAGAUCAGGAAGGGCAUCAGCAUCCCUCAGGUCCAAUCCACUCACGAGGACACGACCAUGUAUUACCAAGGCGGUUAUGAUGCACAGCCCUAUGCAGCUUCCUACGCCAUGCCGUAUACCUACGCAGCCACCACUGUCGGAACAGAUGGCAGCAAGGCACUAAAACAAGAGACAUCAAUACCUUAUGCCAUUCCUUCUAGUGACCUGACCCCUAUAAGCACAGAUCUGGUAAAGAAACGUCUGAACGACAGGCUAAACUUCAUGCGUCAGGGGUACAGUUCCAGUGCCCGGCGCUUCGAGCAGAUCCAGGAGGAGCUGGAGGACUCUAAAAAGACCACCCAGCUCCUGGAGGGCUCCUCGCAGGAGGCCGCAGACAAAUAUAAAUUCUUGCAAGAAAUGCGAGGGUAUGUUGGAGACUUGCUUGAGUGUUUCAGUGAAAAGGUGCCUGUUAUUCUGGAGCUAGAGGCUGCCAUGCACCAGUUACUGCAGCAACAGGCAUCACGGCUCGUCCAGAGAAGACAGGAUGAUAUUAAAGAUGAAUCAUCGGAGUUUUCCAGCCUUUCAAGUAAGGCUGUUAUGGCCCCUAACUUGGACUCAUUCGGACGUGAUCGCGCGGCCUAUCAAGAGCUUGCCAAGCAGAGAAGGAUAGCCGAAAGAGAAGCCAGACGAACUCGACGUAGGCAAGCGCGAGAGCAGAGCGGCAAGAGAGCCGAGCAUAAGGAGGGACUGUCCAGUGAUGACGAGCAGACGUCUACUGACAUCACCAGCUUCAACCUCGAGAAAGAACGCAUAUUUAAGGAAUCAAAGAAGUUGUUUGAAGAUGUGGUGGAGGAUUUCCACUCUCUGGACAGCAUAAAGACGCACUUCGAGACCUGGAAGAAGCUGUAUUUUGCAUGCUACAGGGAUGCGUAUAUCGGUCUCUGUCUGCCCAAACUCUUAAGCCCUCUCAUUCGACUGCAGCUCAUCCCGUGGUCUCCGUUGGAGGUGGGGUGUCCCAACUUUGAAAACAUGUUGUGGUUCGAGUCACUGCUGUUCUACGGCUGUGAUGAGCAGAGUGCUAUGAAGCAAGAGGAAGAUGUAGAUAACGGUCUUCUACCUGCUAUCGUAGAAAGGAUCAUCCUUCCCAAACUGGCAGUGUUGACAGAUCAGGUGUGGGAUCCACUUUCUAGCAGUCAGACGUCUAGACUGGUGGCUUUCAUGCAUAGGGUGAUCAAAGAUUAUCCCACUGUGCUGCAUGGUGACAACCGCAAUACGCAGGAGCUGUUGAGGAUCAUAGUCAUGCGAAUAAGACGGACCCUCGAUGAUGACAUUUUCGUACCUCUAUUUCCAAAAAAUGUUAUGGAGAACAAGAACUCUGCUCCAUACCUCUUCGCCCAGAGGCAGUUUUGGUCUUGUGUGAAGUUACUGGGCAAUAUCCUAAUGUGGGAUGGGAUCCUGUCUCAGACGGCCCUGAAGGAGCUCGCUGUGGACAGCACACUGAACAGAUACAUCCUCUCAGCCCUGCAGGCCACCGACGUCACCGAGGAAUGUGUGGAGAAAUGUCGCAAGGUGGUCGAGAGUUUUCCCAUUCUGUGGUUCAGCAGUAUGAAGGGUCAGCAGACUAUUCCUCAGCUGGAGAACUUUUGCAGAUACAUAAAACACGUGGCCAGCUCAGUUUAUCGCAGCUGUGUGGCAGGAACGGAUGUAGAGAAAAGAAACGCCAGGGAAAACAUAAAGGAGAUGGUUAGGCUUCUGGGACGACUCAACGCUUUAGACCAUGUGAUCGAAGUUGCAUCAGAACAUGGCAUAAAAGAUAUAAAAAGUAUAUUAGAGACCAAAUGACUGUCAGGCCAUGGUAACUGACGCGGGACUGACUGAUCACUCCCCCUUUUCACAUCGAACACUUACCCUGUAAAUAUUGUGAAUAUUGUACAUUUUGGCUCCCAUCUUUGAGCCGAUGGAGUUCUGUGUGGAUACACGGGUGGGUCUUGGAAUCCGUUGAAACCGUCAUUGGUUUACUAUUGUUUGCCCUGGGUUUGUGCACUUUGGUGCGUUAAGAGUUCAGAAAUCACUUACCUGUGGAGACCUCUCCAUUUUUUACAUUUUUUAACAGACAGCUUAUCUAAUGGAUGUUUUAAAUUCUGACCUCUGUCAGAUCGUUACCUGCACAAUACAUACUAAUAGUUUUUUUGGAGAGCAGGUUCCUUACAGCCGUUUUUAAACUAAUCAAGUAACAUGUGCAGCCUUGGAUAAAUGAUCCAGCAUCUGUGUUCAUCCUUAACCGUUUUUGACCUGUCAAACGUUUUGAAGUGCCAACCUCAUCCCUAAACAAAUUUAUAGACUGCCAAACAAACAAGACAACAGGCUGCAGUAAAGAAUGUAUAUCUAUAAUGUUUUUUUUUCUGGACCCUUAAAUGUGUUAUUACAUAAAUAAAAAGUGUUAAUAGAUA